GUCGAAAGGCCAGAGAAGAAAGCUUUCACCCGAGCCUUGAUCCCGGCCGCUCACAUACCAACCAUGGCCCCUGAGCCGGAUCAGCCCAUGGCGAGACGCACCAAUACACGAAGCCGGACAGGGUGCGUAUCAUGCCGCCAAAAGCAUAUUCGAUGCGAUGAGAGGCGCCCAUCUUGCUUCAAUUGUAGACUCAAAGAGCAGUCAUGUUCGUAUGUGCCGAAGAUUCCGCUCCGCGAACGUAGAGCUGGCCCUUGCCCUGGCCAACAAGCACCAUGGGCCGUUGAGGAUACACGACCCGUCACACACCACUCUCAUAGCCUCAAGGAGAUCGCUGUAUCAUCAGAGGUGCCAUCUAUUCAAGUGCUCACAAUACCGAGUCCUUUUUACGUAAGCCCGUGGGAAGCUCUUGAUCCCUUCGACACUUUGCCCAUCAACAUGCCCCUUAGGUCGAAGGAACUUCUUCACUACUUUUUCCAAGCUGGCCGCUCUCAAGGUCUGUUACCCGGAAAUCCGGAUGAUUGCAUUGCAUCAGCUACUUCCGAUGCGGAUGUCCUGCAAAAUACGAUGUUGCUGUCCGGUCUUUACUACGCAUGGAAUAAAGGCGAUCUCUCUUCAUUUGAAUCCACUUUCGUCUCCCAAAAGAUCCAGAGCAUACGGCGGGUCAAUUCUUGGCUUGUCGCCACGCCGCACGAACGAGAUGUCAUGCGGUGCGCAAAGUACAUCAGCACGCUCUGCUUUAUAGAGUGCUGCCUAGGAAAUCUGGCUAUUGCCGAAUCUCAUCUUAAAGGUCUCAUGACUUACCUGGAUUCACAGCGACCAGAAACCCCCAGUCAACAUAUGACUGAUGACAUUGAAUUUGACCAGACAAAUCGCUACCUUAUUUUAGAUUACAACGUCGUCCAAUGCUUGAAGAGCCGCUCAAACGACAGUCUUACUACUUACACCUCAUCUCAAGGCAAAAAGCCACGCUCAGAUCCUAGAGAGUCAGCCCACUUGACGCACGAAUGGCAUAUUCACGAAGCUAGUGACCAAGAUCUUCGUCUCAGGGCCCUCCGAAUGGUGCCUCGCUUUUUCGGCUCUGUUCCACAAGGCAGAAAGCCAAAGAACAUUGAUAUGUACCCGAUUAUCACAGCUCUUCGGAACAUUACCAAGCUCGCAGACCUAAGACAUGCGAAAGCAUCUGCUGACGUAGUUCUUACCACGCCCUGGAAGGGUUGGGAUAGUAGUAGCCCAUCUGAACUACUGUUCGCAGUAAUCAACGCCCAUACUUCAUCGUUCGCAGACAAAAUUCAGCUCCCUUCUCAUGGAAAACAAGCUUUCAUAUCGUCGUGGUCUGGAUUCUGCGGGGUCAUCGGCAUGUAUCUGAUUGCUGUUCUUGGAAUCUGGAAUCAAGGUCUGCCGAUGGAGAAGCAACUGCACUACCAUAUACUCCGGAUUCUUACACAGGAUUUGAGAAACGACUUGGUCCAUCUCCAGAGUAUGAACCGAGAGACACGCGACACGUGGCUCUGGAAAGCAUUGGUCGGGUCAUUAAGUGUGGUUCAUGCCCAGCUAUUUAUCUGCGACAAGCGCCUCGAUUCCAUACUGGAGGAAUUGGCCAGCUUCAUUCGGAAUUGGGCCAAGAUCACCGGCGUUGUUGCAUGGUCUGGAGCCAGGGAAAGGUUGAGCCGCGUUGUAUGGCCAGUCAGUUUAGAUCGCGAGGAUACGUUUGAGUCAAUGUGGGCAAGGCUAAUCUAG
Messenger RNA from Colletotrichum scovillei, 1737 nucleotides. RefSeq lists its product as uncharacterized. The record is from RefSeq and is a predicted model, not a curated record. Lineage: Eukaryota; Fungi; Ascomycota; Sordariomycetes; Glomerellales; Glomerellaceae. The transcript has 6 exons. Gene Ontology annotation, molecular function: zinc ion binding; DNA-binding transcription factor activity, RNA polymerase II-specific. Gene Ontology annotation, biological process: regulation of transcription by RNA polymerase II. Bases 64 to 1737 code for a protein of 557 amino acids.